GCCGAGCGCGGCCGCCAGCGAGCCGGAGCCGCCGCCGCCGCCGCCCCCCGCCGCCCAGGCCCGCGCGCGGCGCGGCGCUCGACCCCGCCCGCGCCGCCGCCGCCCCUCCGCUGCCGCGCUCGGAGGCGGGCGCGCGGGCGGGCGCAGGGAGGCCGGCGCGGCGGCCCGGACCGGGCGCAGGCGGCGGCGGCGGCGGCGGCGGCGGCGGGGUCGAGGCGGCGAUGCGGGUGCGCGGCCGGGGGCGACUGCCCCGGCGGCUGCUGCUGCUGCUGGCGCUCUGCGUGCAGGCGGCGCGGCCCAUGGGCUAUUUCGAGCUGCAGCUGAGCGCGCUGCGGAACGCGAACGGGGAGCUGCGGAGCGGCGCCUGCUGUGACGGCGACGGCCGGACGACGCGCGCGGGGGGCUGCGGCCGGGACGAGUGCGACACGUACGUGCGCGUGUGCCUGAAGGAGUACCAGGCCAAGGUGACGCCCACGGGGCCCUGCAACUACGGCCACGGCGCCACGCCCGUGCUGGGCGGCAACUCCUUCUACCUGCCGCCGGCGGGCGCUGCGGGGGACCGAGCGCGCGCGCGGGCCCGGGCCAGCGGCGACCAGGAGCCGGGCCUCGUCGUCAUCCCCUUCCAGUUCGCCUGGCCGCGCUCCUUCACCCUGAUUGUGGAAGCCUGGGACUGGGACAACGAGACCACCCCCGAUGAGGAGCUGCUGAUCGAGCGGGUGUCGCACGCCGGCAUGAUCAACCCCGAGGACCGCUGGAAGAGCCUGCACUUCAGCGGGCACGUGGCCCAGCUGGAGCUGCAGAUCCGCGUGCGCUGUGACGACAACUACUACAGCGCCACCUGCAACAAGUUCUGCCGGCCCCGCGACGACUUCUUCGGCCACUACGGCUGCGACCAGUACGGCAACAAGGCCUGCAUGGACGGCUGGAUGGGCAAGGAGUGCAAGGAAGCUGUGUGUAAACAAGGGUGUAAUCUGCUCCACGGGGGAUGCGCUGUGCCUGGGGAGUGCAGGUGCAGCUACGGCUGGCAGGGGCGGUUCUGUGACGAGUGCGUCCCCUACCCUGGCUGCCUGCACGGCAGCUGUGUGGAGCCCUGGCAGUGCAACUGUGAGACCAACUGGGGCGGCCUGCUGUGUGACAAAGACCUGAACUACUGCGGCAGCCACCACCCCUGCACCAACGGGGGCACCUGCAUCAAUGCGGAGCCCAACCAGUACCACUGCACCUGCCCCGAGGGCUACACGGGCAAGAACUGCGAGCGGGCGGAACACGCCUGUGCCUCCAACCCGUGUGCCAAUGGGGGCUCCUGCCACGAGGUGCCGUCCGGCUUCGAGUGCCAGUGCCCAUCGGGCUGGAGCGGGCCCACCUGUGCCGUGGACAUUGAUGAAUGUGCCUCGAACCCAUGUGCGGCGGGUGGCACCUGUGUGGACCGAGUGGACGGCUUUGAGUGCAUCUGCCCGGAGCAGUGGGUGGGGGCCACCUGCCAGCUGGACGCCAAUGAGUGUGAAGGGCGGCCUUGCCUUAACGCUUUGUCUUGCAAAAACCUGAUUGGCGGCUAUUACUGCGAUUGCCUCCCGGGCUGGACGGGCGCCAACUGCCACAUCAACGUGAAUGACUGCCACGGCCAGUGUCAGCACGGCGGCACCUGCAAGGACCUGGUGAACGGGUACCGGUGUGUGUGUCCACGCGGCUUCUGGGGCCAGCACUGUGAGCUGGAGCGGCAGGCCUGCGCCAGCAGCCCCUGCCACGGCGGUGGCCUCUGCGAGGACCUGGUGGACGGCUUCCGCUGCCACUGCCCCAGAGGCCUCUCUGGGUCCCUCUGCGAGGUGACUGUGGACGUGUGUGAGCCUAGUCCCUGCCACAACGGGGCUCGCUGCUACAGCUUGGACGGCGACUACUACUGCGCGUGCCCCGAGGACUUCGGUGGCAAGAACUGCUCGGUGCCCAGGGAGCCGUGCCCCGGCGGGGCCUGCAGAGUGGUGGACGGCUGCGGGUUUGAGGUGGGGCCCGGGGCGCCCGGCUUGGCGCCCCCCGGCGUGUGCGGCCCCCACGGACACUGCAUCAGCCAGCCCGGGGGCAGCUUCUCGUGCGUCUGCGACAGCGGCUUCACAGGCACCUACUGCCACGAGAACAUCGACGACUGCCUGGGCCAGCCCUGCCACAACGGCGGCACCUGCAUCGACGAGGUGGACGCCUUCCGCUGCUUCUGCCCGAGCGGCUGGGAGGGGGAGCUCUGUGACACCAAUCCCAACGACUGCCUCCCCGACCCGUGCCACAGCCGCGGCCGCUGCCACGACUUGGUCAACGACUUCUACUGCGUCUGCGACGACGGCUGGAAGGGCAAGACCUGCCACUCGCGUGAGUUCCAGUGCGACGCCUACACCUGCAGCAAUGGCGGCACCUGCUACGACAGCGGCGACACCUUCCGCUGCGCCUGCCCCCCGGGCUGGAAGGGCAGCACCUGCGCUGUGGCCAGGAACAGCAGCUGCUUCCCUAACCCCUGCGUGAACGGGGGCACCUGCGUGGGCAGCGGCGACUCCUUCUCCUGCAUCUGCCGGGACGGCUGGGAGGGCCGCACCUGCACUCACAACACCAACGACUGCAACCCCCUGCCGUGCUACAACGGUGGCGUCUGCGUGGACGGCGUCAACUGGUUCCGCUGCGAGUGUGCGCCGGGCUUCGCAGGUCCUGACUGCCGCAUCAACAUCGAUGAGUGCCAGUCCUCGCCCUGUGCCUACGGGGCCACCUGUGUGGACGAGAUCAACGGCUACCACUGCAGCUGCCCGCCAGGCCGGGCUGGGCCUCGGUGCCAGGAAGUCGUCGGGUUCGGGAGAUCCUGCUGGUCGCGGGGCACGCCGCUCCCACACGGCAGCUCCUGGGUGGAGGACUGCAACAGCUGCCGCUGCCUGGAUGGCCGCCGGGACUGCAGCAAGGUGUGGUGCGGGUGGAAGCCGUGCCUGCUGGCAGCCGAGUCCAACAGACCGGACACCCAGUGCCCGCCAGGACAGCAGUGCCGGGAGAGGGCUGAGGGCCAGUGCCUGCAGCCGCCCUGCGCCGCCUGGGGGGAGUGUGGUGCCGAGGAGCCCCUGCUGCCCGGCACCCCCUGCCUGCCGCGCUCCGGCCACCUUGACAACAACUGCGCCCGCCUCACGCUGCGCUUCAACCGCGACCAGGUGCCCCAGGGCACCACCGUGGGCACCAUCUGCUCUGGGAUCCGCUCCCUGCCGGCCACCAGGGCCGUCGCCCGGGACCGCCUGCUGGUGCUGCUGUGUGACCGGUCCCCCUCGGGGCCCAGCGCUGUGGAAGUGGCUGUGUCCUUUAGCCCCGCGCGGGACCUGCCCGACAGCAGCCUGAUCCAGAGCGCGGCCCACGCCAUCGUGGCGGCCGUCACGCAGCGCGGGAACGGCUCGGUGCUGCUGGCGGUCACCGAGGUCAAGGUGGAGACCGUGGUCGCGGGCGGCCCCUCCACAGGCCUGCUGGUGCCCGUGCUGUGCGGCGUGUUCAGCGUGCUGUGGCUGGCGUGCGUGGCACUGUGCGUCUGGUGGACGCGCAAGCGCAGGAAAGAGCGGGAGCGGAGCCGCUUGCCGCGCGAGGACGGAGCCAACAACCAGUGGGCGCCGCUGAACCCCAUCCGCAACCCCAUCGCGCGGCCGGGCCCCCACAAGAACUUCGCGCCGCGGCCGCGGGGGGCGGGCGGCGGCGGCGGCGGCG
This is a messenger RNA of Oryctolagus cuniculus (rabbit), 3708 nucleotides long. RefSeq names its product jagged canonical Notch ligand 2 (gene JAG2). Gene Ontology annotation, molecular function: Notch binding; calcium ion binding. The record is from RefSeq and is a predicted model, not a curated record. Gene Ontology annotation, cellular component: membrane. Gene Ontology annotation, biological process: cell communication; Notch signaling pathway; multicellular organism development. NCBI's taxonomy places the organism in Eukaryota, Metazoa, Chordata, Mammalia, Lagomorpha, Leporidae.